Caenorhabditis remanei is the source of this 312-nucleotide messenger RNA. RefSeq lists its product as uncharacterized. Lineage: Eukaryota; Metazoa; Nematoda; Chromadorea; Rhabditida; Rhabditidae. The transcript has a single exon. Bases 1 to 312 code for a protein of 103 amino acids. The record is from RefSeq and is a predicted model, not a curated record.
AUGCUCGGUAUUUUCGCUAUUCAUCUUGUUUUCGACCCAUUCGCUUCCUGUAUUCAACUGAAAAUCUUCUUCGGAUGCGUCCAGAAGAAUCCGUCGACUGGUUGUGCUCAACUUAAAGUCAUCAAGUGUACUUGCACAGUCACUCCGACAGGAAUCGAAAAAGAUUUCGAUAAAAGUGAAAUGCAGUAUUCGGAACAACAUUCCACUUAUCUGUUGUCUCUUCAUUUCAACAACUUCAAAGAAGAAACCCUUCGCAUCGUCAACGACGUCAACAAGUUCUCCAUCUUGUUCAUUGCUGGGUACAACGCUUAA